Gilbertella persicaria is the source of this 1445-nucleotide messenger RNA. RefSeq names its product camp-dependent protein kinase 9. Gene Ontology annotation, biological process: peptidyl-serine phosphorylation. Lineage: Eukaryota; Fungi; Mucoromycota; Mucoromycetes; Mucorales; Choanephoraceae. The coding region runs from base 11 to 1198 and encodes 395 amino acids. Gene Ontology annotation, cellular component: nucleus; cAMP-dependent protein kinase complex. The record is from RefSeq and is a predicted model, not a curated record. The transcript has 7 exons. Gene Ontology annotation, molecular function: ATP binding; cAMP-dependent protein kinase activity.
ACUUGAAAGAAUGGAAAGGACAAUUUUAUCAAAAGAAGAGACAGCAUCUAGAAGCAAUAAACCGCAAGUCUAUCUCAGUAGUCCUCGGCCUCUUUUAAAAAGGCCCUUGGACGGCAAUGCUUUUCCACCUAACCAUCCAUUGGCCAAUUUACCUAUACCUUCGCCUACACCUUAUCAACAACAACAAGCAGCUCGUCUACACUAUUACCAUACUAGGCCCUCUGCGUAUGUUGAGAAUCCGAGUUUCGGCUUAAAGGAUUUUGAAUUACAAGAUACCCUAGGCACUGGCACAUUUGGCAGAGUGUAUUUGUCUAAAUUUAUACCUUCCAGUAAAUUUUAUGCUAUGAAAGUAUUAAAGAAGUCUGAAGUCGUAAGAUUAAAGCAAGUGGAACAUUUAAUAUCUGAAAAGCAAAUACUGUCAUCUGUUCGAUUUCCAUUUAUCGUUGAUCUAUUUUGUACAUUUCAAGAUGAAUCUAAUCUAUACAUGCUGCUUGAAUAUGUGGUGGGUGGAGAAUUGUUUACGCAUUUACGUAGAGCUGGCAGAUUUACAAAUGACAUGACAAGAUUUUACGCUUCUGAGAUUGUAUUGGCUAUAGAAUACUUGCAUUCAAAGGAUAUCAUCUACCGUGACUUGAAGCCUGAAAAUCUGUUGAUUGAUCAUCAAGGUCAUAUCAAGAUUACUGAUUUUGGUUUUGCAAAGAAAGUGGUUGAUAGAACUUGGACAUUGUGUGGUACUCCAGAGUAUUUGGCUCCUGAAAUUAUACAGAGUAAAGGUCAUGGCAAGGCUGUUGAUUGGUGGGCUCUUGGUAUUCUUAUAUUUGAAAUGUUGGCAGGAUAUCCUCCCUUUUUUGAUGAUAAUUCAUUUGGCAUAUAUGAAAAGAUUUUAAUGGGUAAAGUUCAAUUUGCUGCACAUUUCGAUCCACUUGCCAAGGAUUUAUUAAAAAGGCUGUUGGUGAGCGAUAGAACGAAACGUUUAGGCAACCUAAAGGGAGGAUCGGAAGAUGUGAAAAGACAUAAAUGGUUUAGAGGCGUUGAUUGGAUUGGUUUGUUGGACAAAAAUGUGCGGGCACCAAUUAUUCCACAUUAUCCACAUCCUGGAGACACAAGCAAUUUUGAAAAGUAUCCUGAACAGUUUGACACCGAGUGUAAUCUGGAAGGAGAUCCCUACAAGGAGCUUUUUGUAGGCUUUUCAUCUUAAUAAAUUCGUAGAUUCCAAUCUAUGUACAGUUACCAUACCUAUAUGAUUUUAAUUGCCCUUUAUUCAUACCCUCUUUUUAUGUUACCAAACAAACAAAUGAAAAAAAACAAAGCUACAAUAAUACUACAAUGAUAAUAAAAUCCCUUUAUUUUACAUGAUCAGCUUACUUGAUGAUCAACACAUAUAAAGUUUAAUUAUAUACAGCAUUAGUAGUUGUAUGUAAGUCUAAUAAGAAAAGAGAACGAGG